UAGGCAGUGCGAUUAUCUUGGCUGACAGCAUAAAUGACAGGGAAGAAAAUUGUUUUUUCACCUUAGAAAUAGUCCCCGAAUAAUCAGAGCAAAACUUUCACCGUUUUUCUAAGCGAGUUCAACGGGUAUUCGGUGGACAAUUGGUGCACAAAGGUGAUAACAAUUCAUAAGUCCUGAACAGUAAGAUAAAUUGGCAGAAUGGCCCAUCACAAGUCCCUUUCCGUGAAACUGAAGCUCCCGAAUCGCGUCCAGCCUGAGUUUAUUCCUCAACCCGGAAGAGAAGGCCAGUAUACCAAUAAGAUGCACUUCCUUAAGAGGCAUUUACUGGACGAGGUCAGCAAGAAGAAGUUUGCACUGGACUUUUUGGAACCAGUGGACACGGAGGCUCUGAAGGUGCCCACGUACUACACGGUUAUUGAUCGCCCCAUGGAUUUGGGAACCAUCCUGAAAAGGGUGCAGAACAAUUACUACAAGUCCGUAGAUGGGGUCAUCGCAGAUUUCCGCCUUAUCAUCCGCAACUGCUUCAAGUUCAACCAACCGGGCGACGUGGUUUUUCGCAAGGGUCAGAUGCUGGAGAAGUUCUUUAUGAAGAAGGUCAAGGCCAUUCCCCAGGGUCCGGAGAUGCCCUGCAACAAGGAUCCCUUGGCGGGGGGCCGAUCCAGAGGUAAUACCAAAAUGUUGGCCAAUACCGCCCAAACGGAGCGCAUGUGCCGUGAUCAAUUGAAAAAGUUGCAGCAUUUCACCAAUCAAGCGGAUGCCACGGCCCGUAACUUCUUCACUGGCAAGUGGGAUUCGUUGCUCAAGAAGCUGGACAAGCACUACUUCAAGUCCUUCGGUGAGUUUCGCUCACAUGUGGAUGGCAUCUUCCAGAAGUACCAUGAUCCGGCCAAGGCUAUCUUCGAAAAAGCCUUUCUUAAGCCAGAACCCUGGACCGCUGCCAUGAUUUCAGGUCCCAAUAUGUUGGGCAGUGCUGUGUUGGCUGAUGCUGAUCUAAAUGAGCUACUGCAAGCCGCUAAACUGGCUGAGGAUGCCUUGGGGCAGUCCCUCCAGAUGCAGGGUUCCUGGGAAGGAUCGAGGACCAGGAAUGUGGUGGAGGCCCUAUGUGCCAGUGUAAGCAAGGUGAAACUAAAACUGGAGGCAUCCAGACCAAACCCUCUAGAGGAAUCAUCAGGCAAUCAACAAGGGCUGAGCCCCAGUCAGAAGGAUGAACUAGUCCCAAGAGAACUCAAGCCAGCUCGGGACCUGCUCAACAGCAGCGAAGUGGACACUUUCAUGGCAGUGAGCUUCGAGUCCUCGGAUGAAGAGUGUAACGAAGCCCCAACAGAAUUGGACUAUGAGACUGCAGUAACUACCAUCCAAAAACUAUUCGCAAAACUUCCAUCCUCAGAAAUGAGGGAGAUUAUCCACUUGAUCCAACAAAUCGAAGGAAUAUCCGAUGAGGGAGCCGCCGAUUUCGGCUUAGAUAUGUCGGGCUUCGCACCGGGCACUUUGUACCUGGUGAAACAAAUCGUGGCCAAGGCGGUGAGGGUCAAUAGUAAGCUGAAUCUCAAGGACAUGCCGUCUUCGGAAAAGGAUUGCCUGGAGCGCUCGCUGCAAAAUCAGCUUGUGGAUAUUACCCGGGUGCUGAACAAAAAUCGGCGCCGAAAUUCCAGUUCUUUGCUUAACCUCAGGGCCAAACAAAAUUACAACGUCGUUCGAAAGGGAUCAAGUUGCUCUCUGGCCGCCAAAAUGAAGACACCACCGGGAAAACUUGGUGCUAGAAAUCCUGGUGCUGGAAAACCUGCUGCUGGAAAACCUGGUGCUGGAAAACCUGGUGCUGGAAAACCAGGUGCUGGAAAACCAGGUGGUGGAAAGUUCGGAAUGGGUAAUGGAGUGGGUGUCGGUGAGAGUCGCAAUCUAAGUGACACCAGCGAUGACUCCGCUCCACCUAGUCCGCAGCGGAACAUCCAGAAGCGGAGGACUCCCCCGCCGAAUAUGUCCUUUGGCUCGUCUAUGUCCUUGGUUAGUAACGACCUGCGGAUGAGCAGCAGCAACAUUUCCCAGCAGGGAUCCGUGUUGAGCAGCAGCUCCAGUCCCAGCUCGAACUCCGGUUCAGGUUCUAGCUCCGGUUCCGGUUCGGGCAGCAGCUCCAGUUCCAGCAGCGAUUCCUCGGAAUCUGAGGACGAAGGACAUGCUGUUACCAGACGCGUAUCGGCUCUGUUCUAACUCUUUCACAAUAUGUAAAACACUGCUUGCAUUUUUCCA
Molecule: messenger RNA, 2244 nt
Organism: Drosophila subpulchrella
Lineage: Eukaryota; Metazoa; Arthropoda; Insecta; Diptera; Drosophilidae
Gene: tbrd-2
Exons: 2
Coding region: 199-2205 (668 amino acids)
Biological process (GO): chromatin remodeling; regulation of DNA-templated transcription
Cellular component (GO): chromatin; nucleus
Source: RefSeq, a predicted model, not a curated record